This is a messenger RNA of Melampsora larici-populina 98AG31, 1596 nucleotides long. RefSeq lists its product as uncharacterized. Lineage: Eukaryota; Fungi; Basidiomycota; Pucciniomycetes; Pucciniales; Melampsoraceae. The record is from RefSeq and is a predicted model, not a curated record. The transcript has 7 exons. Bases 37 to 1248 code for a protein of 403 amino acids.
CUACCUACCACCUACCUAUUUCUUUAUACAAACAGCAUGGCCACUCAAAAACCAACAGAAACCACCGAAGCCUCAAAACCGGCUGAUCAACCUACUUCUGCUGCCUUACCAGCUGACACGUUGACCAAAUAUAAAACUGCUGCUGAGAUCGCAUCUAAAGCUUUGAAAUUGGUCAUCUCCAAGGCAGUCAAGGGAUCAAAUCUUUUAAGUUUAUGUCAAGAAGGUGAUGCAUCAAUCGAAGAAGGAUGUGCAUCAGUUUACAACAAAGAUAAAAAGAACCCUACUAAGAAGGGUAUCGCCUUUCCUUGUGCGAUCAGUAUCAACAACGUCUUGUGUCAUUUCACACCUUUGCCCACAGAUGCGGGUGCAAGUCAAGAACUUCAAGAUGGGGACGUGGUGAAGAUCAUGUUAGGUUCUCAUAUUGAUGGAUAUGCUUCUAUCAUUUCUGAAACCAUGGUAGUCGGCGCUUCGUCCACUGCUGCUGUCACAGGUCCUAAAGCAGAUUUGUUAGCAGCUGCUUACAAUGCAACUGAGCUAGCGCUUCGAUUGAUCAAGCCGGGUGUCAAAAACUGGGAAGUGACGGAUGGUGUGCAAAAACUCUUGAAAGAAUAUAGCUCGAUCAAAGGAAUGGAAGGUAUGCUUUCCCAUCAACACGAGCAGAGCGUGAUUGAUGGAAAGAAGACAAUCAACCUGUUCCCAACUACUGAACAGCAUCGGGACAAGGACUCAACCUUUAUUUUCGAGGAGGGAGACGUCUUUGGAUUAGAUGUCCUACUCACAACUGGUGAGGAUACCAAGUCUAAAGCACACGGUGACCGAACAUCGAUCUUCCAGAAGACAACGUCAUCUUAUCAAUUGAAGAUGAAGACUUCUCGUGCUACAUAUGGUGAGAUCGUGAAGAAGGCGGGCGCGUUUCCGUUUACAUUACGUAAAUUAGAAGAUCAAACCAAAGCUCGGAUGGGAGUGAAAGAAUGUGUGCAACAUGGACUUCUGAAGGAAUUUGAAGUGACGACGACUUCCGACCCUAAAGAUUUUACCGCUCAAUACUUUGUCACAUUCGUGGUGACUAAAACUGGGGCUUCAAGAAUCACACCUCAACCUCACUUUUACACAGGGCAGCUUUCGGAAGUAGUGAAGAGUGAAGUGAAAGUUCAGGAUGAGGAACUCUCUGCAAUCUUGGCGCGUGGGUUGAAACCUAAGAAGGCCAAAAAGCAGACAAACGGGGAAGCCAAAGAAGCUUCCACAUGAUCUGAGGAAGAUUUUCUGUCUUGAAGUCGGGAUCGACACCAAAAAACGGCAACAAUUGUAGGAGGUUUCUAGGGUCCUUGUGAGCUGAGCGUGAUUGGAGGGGAUAAGAUAUCAUUCAUAGCACAUCCUUCUUAUUAAGCUUUUGAAACUAUUGUAUACAUCACACAUUGCUAAAAUAUGCGACUGCUCAUUAUCCUUUGAAUAUGAUAGAGCAUUUGGGGUUUGUCUGUCUGGGUGGAACAGAUGAGAAGUAGCACACUAUGAUAUAGGCUCUGUCGGGAGUUCGUCGUAUAUCACGUGGAGCGUCAUGAGUUGAUUAAAACUUGACCAUCGAGAAGAAUAACUUAU